AUGAACAGAUACCCUGGUGGUCUGACAGCAUACACCGAAGUCGAUUGCAUAAAAGCAAGGACUGUAAAGGAGCACUUUAUUGAGCAAUGUGCAGUACUUCGAUAUUACCAGCAUGCAGCUCCUUGGCGAUUCGAGAAGCUGCCCUCACUUGCCCAUGAAGAGCUUGGAUCCGACAUUGCCAAUAGAAUCGACAGCAUCCGCCUAUACCACAAAGCUGGCUACGAGAUCGUUUUCCACGUCCACUUUGAAACAAAAGAUGCGUGUAUAUCAGCUCUGAAAAAGAUGAGGAAGGGAGAAGCCAACAAGACCAUACGUCAAUCACCUCUCCAACUAUAUCGGAUGUUCACGUUAAAGAAAAUAUACAGCAUUUACACCAUUAGGCUACCACUUGACUCGCCUGCCAAUGCUCUGAAUGAGAUCAAACAAGCCUUGGCACCCACAAAACGUGUGAUUGUCGACAUCCUGCUGGGCACAGAUGACAUGUUCAAAAAAUACAAUGGUACAGCAUCGAUUAUUCUACAAGGACAAGGCUGCAUCGAUAUCACUCUAUACGGCACUUCUUUUACCAUUUAUCCGGAGGAGCAGCCAAAGAUAACAGGCUACCUAUAUUGUAAACACUGCAAAUUCAUCAAUGAUCAUGAUACAGAUGAGUGUCCCCAUCAACCAGAGGCUCAAGAGCAACCUGAGGAUGAAGGGCAAUCUGAGGAUGAGAAGCAAGGAGAAGAGUUUGAGAAAAUUGACAACAAUGGUAUCAGUAACGAUAGCACACACAAGACAAACAGGCUAUAA
Messenger RNA from Lichtheimia ornata, 789 nucleotides. RefSeq lists its product as uncharacterized. The record is from RefSeq and is a predicted model, not a curated record. The transcript has a single exon. The coding region runs from base 1 to 789 and encodes 262 amino acids. Lineage: Eukaryota; Fungi; Mucoromycota; Mucoromycetes; Mucorales; Lichtheimiaceae.